This is a messenger RNA of Jatropha curcas, 1214 nucleotides long. Its product is annotated as Reticulon family protein. Gene Ontology annotation, biological process: response to bacterium. NCBI's taxonomy places the organism in Eukaryota, Viridiplantae, Streptophyta, Magnoliopsida, Malpighiales, Euphorbiaceae. The record is from RefSeq and is a predicted model, not a curated record.
AUGAUUUUGGGGGAGAAAACCAAAAGAGCCUGAAAAGCAAGAAAAGCAAAGCUAUGGGCGGUUUGACACUUUUAGGCUGUAAGUUGAGACCACUCAAUCACAUACACAAUACAUAUGACAUGGGACCUUUCAUUGUAUUGAAUUUCUAUUACUAUUUGUAGAUUAAAACGCUAACACGACCAAUUUCUUUUCUUUUUUUCCAAGAUUGGCUUGAUCAAAGUUCUCUCUCUCUCUUUUCUUUCUUUCCUCCAAUUUUUCUUGGUGGGUUUUUAGAGAUCUCAACUGGAGUCAAUUUUCUUCUUUUAAUUAUUUAAAUCUGAAUGGGUUCAUCGGAUCGAUUGUUUAACAGGCAAAGAACUGUUCAUGAGAUCUUCGGAGGAGGUUUUGUUGCAGAUGUUGUACUGUGGAGGCAAAAGAAUUUUACAGUUGGGGUAUUGUUAGUAGCUCUAGCUUCUUGGGUGGUGUUUGAGAGAUCGGGUUAUACUUUGUUAUCACUUGUUUCGAGCGUUCUUUUCCUCCUUGUUGUUAUUCUCUUUCUCUGGGCAAAAUCUGCUGCCAUUCUUAACAGACCUGCUCCGCCUUUACCAGAGUUGCAUCUUUCAGAAGAAACAGUAAAUGAAAUUGCAGCUUUCGUUCGAACUCGCUUGAAUGAUUUUCUCUCAGUUUCCCAGGACAUUGCCCUGGGUAAGGACACAAAUUUGUUCUUAAAAGUAGCUGGGUACCUUUUGCUGAUAUCCAUUGUUGGUGGCUUAGCGGAUUUCCUUACUUUGGGUUACACCAGUCUUUUUAUUAUGCUUACCAUUCCAGCACUCUAUGAGAAACAUGAAGAUUGUAUAGAUGACUAUGUGAAAAUGGUGUGCGAGAAAACACAGCAGCUGUAUGCGACGUUUGAUGUGGAGUGUAUUGGCAGAAUCCGGAAAUGGAUUUUGGAGAAGCAGAAGCUGAGCUGAAUUAAUUCUUGUAUCUCAUUUAUAUCAGAGAAUGAGUGGAUGUGUUUUCUUUAAAAGGUAAUGAGGCAUUGAGUUCUUUUCGGCUUUGCGACUGGGAAAUGGAUUGCUCUUUUUGUUUUUCUUUGCUUCUCUUUGCCUGUUCAAAACAAUUUCUUCCAUUUUUGUAUCUUCAUUUCCUCAUCAUAGUUUCUUUUGGCAUAAUAGUAGAGAAAUGUAUAGUUGUUGCCAUCGAGCUUCCAAAUAUAAAUGAAGAUUUUGGGGAAA